AUGUGUGGAGAAGAAUAUGGUACUUAUCCAGUAAUCCAUGCUUAUAGGUAUCAGCCAAGUAGAAGCUUCAGUAGAGGUAUAUUUGACAUCUCUGAGGUUACUGUGAAUGGUAAAUUACAAAAAUUCGAGCUUAAUCCACUACCAUUCCAAAGAGUUGCCAGAUUCAUGGCAUAUAUAUCUCCUUGUGAUAAAGAUAAACCAUUUUUAAUCUGCGUAGAGUUUGAUGGUGGAAACGGCAAAACCUAUAAGUGGUACCAUAGAAAGACUGAAGGAGAUAAGUGGAAGGUAUACCUCGGAUUUACUUCCACUCAGUCUCCUCGUAAUGUUAAAACCAACCUUGGAGAUCUUUUAAAUAGGCUUAGGAAUGUCUUGGGAUUACAGGAGUGCAAUGUAAUAACUGAGGCUGAGGGUAUAAAGAUUAAUGUAAGUAAGACAGUAGACCCAGGAUAUUUUACCACAUACUAUUAUGAAUCUACAGUAAGUAAAAAGAAGUAUUCCAUAUUUUUAAAUAAAGCAGAGAAUGAUCCCACAUUUGGCUUUUUUAAGAAUACCCAUAAAGCAAAUACUAAUUAG
Molecule: messenger RNA, 573 nt
Organism: Theileria equi strain WA
Lineage: Eukaryota; Apicomplexa; Aconoidasida; Piroplasmida; Theileriidae
Exons: 1
Coding region: 1-573 (190 amino acids)
Source: RefSeq, a predicted model, not a curated record